Messenger RNA from Colletotrichum siamense, 1107 nucleotides. RefSeq lists its product as uncharacterized. The coding region runs from base 1 to 1107 and encodes 368 amino acids. Lineage: Eukaryota; Fungi; Ascomycota; Sordariomycetes; Glomerellales; Glomerellaceae. The transcript is spliced from 2 exons. The record is from RefSeq and is a predicted model, not a curated record.
AUGUCGGUGUCGCAGCCUAACGAUCGCUCAGUUUUGAAAUCUGGCCUUGGCAAGCUGUAUAACGCGGAGACUCAGUCUUGGAUCAGGCCUAUCUUCGAGGAUAUGGCAUCACAAAGCAAGGCCCUCAGAAUAAUCGGCAUCGCUAUCCAGAGCUAUGUCGAUGAUGGGUGCGAUGACCUGUCUGUAUCUUCCAUGGAACGUCUUGACCUUGCCCUCCGAACAUUCCGCGCUGAGCUUGCUAGCCAACAUGACGACAUCAGGGCAUCAACUGCCUUUGCCGGUUUGAUGGUCUGCUCUUUGUGUCUCUUGUUAGCCCGUCCUUUUACGAUGUAUGUCCAACUUAUGGCAAACUUAUACAACCUGGACGCCAAAAUGCACUUGUUAGAGCCAGGCCCCGGGCGCGACCUUCCAACGCUUCAUAUGUUGGAGUCUAUGUGCGUGAUGGACUUGCCGUUGUAUGUUGUCGGCCGAGUAAGCCCCUCAAUCGGGCUUUGGAAGCGCUUCAGAAAGACCCAAGACAGUUGGCCCGGGGGUAGGAUUGGUGGAGUCGAGGUUGGUAUAGGAAUGCCCCGAUCUCUUAUUGACGUACUGGCCGAUAUACCGGAUGGUCCUCAAGCAAGUGUCGAGUCCAGACUAUGGAUAUGGCCCGGUGAAAUCGGCGAAUUCAUACAGUGUCACUUGUGGGACUGUUGGCGGUUCGCGGGCAUUCUCGAAAUUCGCAGAAGAAAGAGGCUCCAAGACGGACAAGCUCAGGAGGAAACCCAGUUCGCGCCAAAUACAGGCGUGAUCAUGUGCCGACUAAUUUCUGCGAUGGACGCUAUCCACAAACAUAUCCACUUUGACCUUGACCGCGAAAAGUACUCGCUGAUACAGAACGGAAUGGUGUUUCCUGUUACAGCGGCCAGCUUAGAGUUUCGAGAGCUGGGCGCCCAUCCUGAAUGGAAAAUAACACUGGAAAGUUUCCGUGAACAUUUGUCCAAAAGAGACCCGUUCAACUUUCUGAAGGUCAUAUUUGAGCUGCUGGACGAGGCACAGGCUUCAGGGGCAGAGGUCUUCGACAUGAACGAAGCAGCACGCGGAAGAGGAGUCGAAGUUGUCUUGUUUUAG